Molecule: messenger RNA, 975 nt
Organism: Kickxella alabastrina
Lineage: Eukaryota; Fungi; Kickxellomycota; Kickxellomycetes; Kickxellales; Kickxellaceae
Exons: 6
Coding region: 1-975 (324 amino acids)
Biological process (GO): 'de novo' pyrimidine nucleobase biosynthetic process; pyrimidine nucleotide biosynthetic process
Cellular component (GO): cytoplasm
Molecular function (GO): dihydroorotase activity
Source: RefSeq, a predicted model, not a curated record
AUGUCAGGAGAAAAUUCAAGCACGCCGACAUCGAUCACGCUGCCCUGGGCCAGCGACUUCCACUGCCACCUGAGACAGGGUGCCAUGAUGGAGACUGUCACGCCGAUGGGGCGUCCACACGGUCCUGCCAUGCCCAACCUCACGCCGCCAUUGACCACCACGCAGAUGGCCGUGGACUACGGCAAGAAGCUGCAAAAGCUCGCUCCCAACGUGCACUUUAUCCUCACGCUGUACCUCAACCCAGCACUGACCCCUGCGGAGAUUCCAAGGCUGCAGCAGCCGGUGUACCCCAGCGGCGUAACGACAAACAGCGACUGGGGCGCCAUGCAGGAGGCCAACAUGGUUCUGUGCCUGCACGGCGAGUGCCCGUCAGACGCGGCCAAGGGUAUUUGCAUUUUGAAUGCUGAGGAGAGGUUUUUGGCGACACUGCGCGAGCUGCACCAGGCCUUCCCCAAGCUGCGCAUUGUCCUAGAGCAUGCCACGACGCAGGCCGCUGUGGAGCACACCGUCGGGUGCACAAUCACCGCCCACCACUUGUUCAUCAUUAUCGAUGACUGGGCGGGCCACCCGCACCACUUCUGCAAGCCUGUUGCAAAAUUCCCGCAUGAUCGCGAUGCCCUGCGGGAGCGGCCAUCCGCGCUUUUUCCUUGGCUCGACUCUGCGCCGCACCCGCGCAGCGCCAAGCAAGGAGAGAAGCCGGCAGCCGGUGUCUUUACCACGCCGAUUCUCAUCCCACUGAUGGCUACGUUGUUUGACAAGAUGGAGUGCUUGGAUAAGCUUGAGGGCUUUAUUUCGACUUACGGUCGCCAGUUCUACGGCUUGCCUGAGCCCAUUGACGGGACCAUCACUUUGGUGCGCUUGCCGCUUGCCGUCCCGGCUGCCUACGCUGUUUCCGGCAGCGCGUCUGAUGGCGAGACUGUGGUUCCAUUCAUGGCCUCGACGGAGAUUGGGUGGUCGAUUGCCAAGACCGAGUGA